AAAUAUAAGCAUAACUAGUUAUAUACCAACAACAGGUAUCAAGAUGAAAGAGCUUAAGGUUAGCGUUACAAAGAUGGAGUUUGAUCAAGCUUUUGAAAAAAAUUUCUCCCCAAAUGAUGAGAAGAAUGUGAAUAUAAUUGAGGAGGAGGCUAUGAAAAAUUCCUUGUCACCGGAGACUGAGGAAAACAAGUCUGGUGUAGUGAAGGUGGUGCAGGUUAUUGGAAGGACCAGUAGAUCCCAGUAAAAGGAAAACCAAGAAAGUACCAAUGUCCCCUAAAGUAAUACCACAGUUUGAGCCAGCCUUGUUCUCAACACCAGAUGUCAUGCUUAAGGUUGGUGAAGUCAAUUCAACCCAGGCUAUAGUGGUUAAGGGAAAUGGUAAGUCAGUCAAAACUCAAAAGAUUUUUCUAGUUGAAAAACAAAUACGAAAAGAUGUUGGACUGACAAGUGUAAGUGUGAAGGAAGCAAAAAGAGAAUCCUCUUGUUAAAUUUGAUGAUAUAGAUGGCCCAAAAAUCUUAGCCAACACAAAUGAGAGUAUUAUUCUCUACAUCUGAUACUAACCAGAAGAACAGCAGUGAGCUAGUUUCAGAUGUGUCAGUUGCUGAAACCAAGGCCAGCAAGUUUGUGGAGAAGAAGAAAAUUGGUAAUGAAGUAAAACCAAGAGUCCUUCAAGUGAAGAGCCCUAUGGGAGUUCGACGUGUUGUAGUCUUAAAUUCUGCCAAAGCUGGAAUGUAUCGGGAGACUCUAGUGAAAGUCAUUCCCCCGAAAGACUACCGCCUCGAGAAGAUGAGAAAAUGUCACCUGCAAAACAAAGGAUGUUAGCAAAACAGAGGACAGACUCAGAAAAAAAAAAUUUGUUUUCAGAAGCAUGAAAGUAUUGAUCCCAUUACUGGAGCUGUGAAUGAGGAUGACAACAUUAAAGAAACUUUCAAGGGAGACAUGCACAGUCAAGGGCAUGUGCAUAAGAAGACCGAAGGAAUAGAAAUUCAGAGAAUUGGAGAUCCACAUAAGUCUGAAGAAGCUGCUUUGUCAAAGAAAAAGGAAGAAGCUCAGAGGAAGAAGGAAGAAAUACAAAUGAAGAGAGAUGAACUGUUAAGAAAGCGAGAAGCAAUACAGAAGAGAAAAGAGUUGCAGAAAAAAGAAAAUAUUCACCAAAAAAGAGAUGAUGAAAAUGAAAAGAAGAAUGAAUUUUUUUUUAAAAAAAGAGAGAAAAAUAUACCUAAUAAUAAAUCAGAAAUACAGAAAAAAGAUAUAGAAGUUCAAAGAAAAAAAACAAAGGAAAUAUCCAACAGCCCCUCAAAGAGUUUACAAGUAUCCAAAACCAAUAAACUAACACGGAGCCCCACUGCAGAAGAGUCACCAGUAAGACGUAGCAACAGAGCUAUAAAGAAAAAGACAUUUGGAGAUGAAAUGUUGACUUUUGACAUCAAGGAAGAUUUAGCUGCAGAUGUAGAAGAGGAACAAGUACCAGAGGAAGAAGUGGAGAGGAAGGAGAUGAAGAUGAUGAAUCGCUUGAGGAUUAUGGUGAAGAUGAUGAUCCUGAGCGCCUAUGGUGUAUAUGCCAGAAACCUCACAAUAACCGUUUUAUGAUUUGCUGUGACAAGUGUGAGGACUGGUUCCACGGAUCCUGUGUGGGAGUAACGAAGGCUAUAGGCCAGCAAAUGGAGGAAGAUGGAAAAGAGUGGGUCUGUCCCAAAUGUAAAAAGGCUGAACGUGCUAUGAAGGGGUUUGUGUCUCCGGGUAAGAAGAUAGCCGAUAUAUCAUCAUGUGCCACUUCAGAAAAUAAUCCCACAGAAAGUGAGACACGUGGCGUGUCAAGACCAAAUGUUACCAAAAAAGGGAUGCAGGGAGGAUAUAAAUGUGAUGUUUAUGAAGAAGGCCUAACAAUAGCCAAGAAAACCAUUGAAGGUGUUAAGAAAGUAGAUGGACAAGCAGUACCUAAGAGAAGAAGUAUAUCUCAAGAGUGCAUUGCCCUGCCAAUUGAAGAGAAGAAGAUGGAUAUACCACAAAUAAUAAGGCUGUCUCCACAAAAACAUGUAGAUGGAAGAAAAGAGUGUGUGGUAGAGUCGUGCAAUAAGGCUCCAAAAGCGGACUCCAUCUACUGUAGCAACGACUGUGUUCUCAAGCAUGCACAAAUGUCCCUUAAAAUGUUGGGAAAAACUGACAAGGUUUGUCAUCAAGCUUUGCUGCUUUUGAGAUGGAAUUGUGUAUAUAGUAAUCUCUCUGUUAGCGGAACUCUCUAACCAGAACUCUCCAAUAGCCAAAAUUGAAAUUUGCUAAGAAUUUUUCUGGAAAAUUCUCAAUUCCGGGUUUGAAAACAAAUUCCGGAAAAAUCUGGAAAAUUUGUCCAAUUUUUUAUUUCUGGUUUAGGAGCCAAUUUUGGUAAUGAAAUAAUGCUAAUUACUGGAAAAUCCGAGAAAAUAGCGAGAAAAUCUCCAAACC
Messenger RNA from Homarus americanus (American lobster), 2443 nucleotides. Its product is annotated as death-inducer obliterator 1-like. Lineage: Eukaryota; Metazoa; Arthropoda; Malacostraca; Decapoda; Nephropidae. Bases 1588 to 2244 code for a protein of 218 amino acids. The transcript has 5 exons. Gene Ontology annotation, cellular component: Set1C/COMPASS complex. The record is from RefSeq and is a predicted model, not a curated record.